GUUGUAUACGUCGUCGUCUGUGCACCACAUAUUUAACUAAUUAUACUUCAUUGCUCUCUUUUUCAUUAACUUUGUAGAUCGUCUACAGGUAGUUUGGCAUAAAAAAAUACAUGGCAAGUCGGACCUAAUUGUCCAUACUCUUUGUAAAUCUGAACAGAAUGAAAGUAAAACUCCUAGCACAGUUCAUAAUUCUUCUACUAUGCCUGGUUGUUUCAUGCGAAUGGUUCGUGUAUUACGUGGUACAACUUCAGUGCGAUUGGCCCACUAUAAACUCCACUCUAUCAGUUCAGCACAAUAACGAGAAGGCUUUACGCACGAUGGUUUUUGCAGACACGCACUUGUUGGGUUCGCGUAGAGGCCAUUGGUUUGAUAAACUGAGACGAGAAUGGCAAAUGUAUAGGGCUUUUCAAACGGCGUUAACCUUGCAUCGUCCCGACGUUGUGUUUUUGUUAGGUGACAUUACAGAUGAAGGUGAUUAUUGCAGUGACGACGAGUUUCGGUACUACGUCAAACGAUUCGACAGUCUCUUCGCGACACCGUUCGAUGUUAAGAUAUUCGUCGUCGCCGGUAAUCAUGAUAUGGGGUUUCAUUAUCGAAUUACGCCGUAUCUUAAUAAGCGUUUCAUAUCUGGGUUUAACGCUUCCGCCGUGCAGUUUGUGACAUUGGGAGGCAAUCACUUCGUUCUAAUCAACAGUAUGGCUUUGGAGAGGGACGGCUGCUUUCUGUGUAAAUCUGCCGAGCUGCAACUCGCGCAAAUUGAAAAGAAAUUGAACUGCCUUAAAAGCGAAGGAAACUGCCAAAGGGAUAAUUUAACCUACAGCCGACCAAUUCUCAUGCAGCACUUUCCGCUUUACAGAGAGACGGACGAGGUUUGUAAUGAGCCGGAUGAGGCGCCGUUUCCCUUGAAAAGUAAAAAGUAUAGGGAAGGAUGGGACUGCCUUACAACGGGUUCCACGUAUCAGUUACUGAAGCAAAUCGAUCCUAGAGUCGUGAUAUCUGGUCAUACGCAUUACGGUUGCACGAGAAACUUGAGCAAUGGUAGAGGGGUCGAAUUUACGCUUGCCAGUUUUAGUUGGAGAAAUACUAAUACUCCCAGCUACGGAUUGUUUGUAUUUGAAGCGAAUAAUUACGCUUUUUCAAAGUGCUUAAUGCCACGUGAGACAACUGUGAUUAUGUGUUACAUUUUGGGAAGUGUAAGUUUAUUGAUUUGGCUUGUAUAUGCAAUUUAUUGUUCUUAUAGAAAACGCAAAUUUAAGUACCAAUAAUUUGUAUUUGAUGUAAUUAUAAAAGUGAUAUGUAGGUACUUGACAGAGAUUUUAUGACAAUAUAUGUAAAAGUAAACAAUAAUUACUUCAUUUGUA
Molecule: messenger RNA, 1361 nt
Organism: Photinus pyralis (common eastern firefly)
Lineage: Eukaryota; Metazoa; Arthropoda; Insecta; Coleoptera; Lampyridae
Gene: PGAP5
Product: metallophosphoesterase 1
Exons: 6
Coding region: 159-1265 (368 amino acids)
Biological process (GO): GPI anchor biosynthetic process
Molecular function (GO): hydrolase activity
Source: RefSeq, a predicted model, not a curated record